AUGUGCCAAGUUUACCCCGCAAGAACAUGUCCAGAAGAUGGUCGCGAUCAAUGGCCCUCACGAACAGCCUACCUCCUCGCCUCGUGCGGUGGCGCAGUUGGAAUGGGAAACAUGCUGCGGUAUCCAUCUCAAGUCUACAACAACAACGGCCUGCAAUGGUUCGUGCCAUACCUAAUGGCCGUCUUCCUCCUCGCCAUUCCCGCCAUGGCCCUUGAAAUUGCCGCAGGGAAUGCUUAUCGCGGCGGGACCGUGGUGGCGUACGACUCAGUUAGUCGACGGAUGAAAGGAAUCGGCUUUUCACUGAAUUACGUCGGUUUCGUCGUCGUCAUCUACUUCGUGCCGAUUCUGGCUUGGGCUAUGAUUUACUUCCAGAAGUCUUUUACAAACAACUUGCCUUGGGCGGGUGAUACGGAAAAUUGGUUCAUGUAUGAGGCUGUUGGUGCCGUUGACCCUGAUACGUCUGGUCGGUGGGUUGUAUAUCCCGGUGUCGCACUCAACGGUCGCCUUGUCGGCUGGAACGCUUUUACCUGGCUCACAGUCUGGCUCUGCAUGUUUCGAGGAGUCGGCCUUACCGGACGCGUCGUCUACUUCACUAUGGGCCUGCCGGUCAUAAUGGGUAUCAUCCUCAUCGGACGUGGUGUAUCACUACCCAACGCCAGCGAGGGUAUCAAACUCUACUUUGCUAGUUGGCAUAGCUCAAAACUUGCUGGGACCAGAAUUUGGCGUGAUGCUGUCGGUCAAGUCUUCUUUUCGACGGGAGUCGGGUUCGGAUACUACACAGCAUACGCCUCGUAUAACCGCAAAUUCGCCAACGCAGCUCAAGAUGCAGUCAUUAUUGUCCUGUUCAACUCUGCUUUCGAGGCCCUGGUUGCUUUCGCUGUUUUCGGUAUCGUUGGGUAUCUCGGCAUGCGUCCUGAAGAGACUGGCGAGAUUGGAAGCUAUGGGCUCGGCUUCAUGACGUAUCCCGAGGCCUUUGUCGAGAUGCCUGCUUCGGGCUUCUUUUCCGUCAUUUUCUUCUUCACCAUUAUGCUACUUGGCAUUAGCUCGUCCUUUGCUAUGCUGGAUGCAGUCAUGACGUUGAUCCUCGAUUCCCCAUUUGCCAGAAACUGGAGUCGCCCUUGGGUUGCCACCACCAUGGUCACAAUUUGCUUCCUCCUCUCGCUUCCUCACUGCACCCAGUUCGGUUACUUCUUUAUGGAUGGAAUUGACCGAUGGAUCAAUAAUAUUGGCCUCGUUUUCGUCGUUUGGGCGGAAUGUGUUGGUGCGACUACUCUAUAUCGAUUCGGGGAUGUUGUUGGUCAGGUCGGAAUGCCUUCAUUCGUCUUAUACAAUGUUGGUUUUCUGGGUGGUCAGCUACUGGGUAUCAUUGUCGGUCACGCUGCGACUGCUUGGGCUGGUGCCAUUGCUGGCUUCGGGCUCUAUUUUAUUUGCCUUGCUGCUUCACUGAUCUUUGCGAGAACACCAGACGCACACGGUGCACCGAGAUUACUAUCCAAGAACAAGCUGAUCUCCGUCCUUUACUACGUAGCCUUUUACUCGGGCAACCAGCUAAGACACGAUCUGAACUCAGUCAUCGGCAAUGGUAAAAACUGGUCCCUCCCAUUCCUCUGGGCACCAAUGCUACGAUACGUCUCGGGACCGAUCCUAGCCAUCAUCUUCAGCUUGGCCUACCCCAGCUUCGAGGAAGUCAAAAACGAUCCUCUAUACAUCCUUGGCUUCAUUGUCGCGCAUCUGUUACUUGUCUGGUGUGUGAUCGGUUUUGUCUUCCCCAGGUGGUUCAACAUAUUUAUUAUUCCUGAGCGUCGUGAUGACUGGAAACAACCGUAUGCUCCCAAUGUCCUUCGAGGGACAACUGAAGGCGAGGACGCGACCAAAGCAGAGACUGUAUAUGACACAGUCUUAUGGUUCCAAUCUGUUGUACUGGCAGUCUAA
This is a messenger RNA of Fusarium oxysporum Fo47, 1932 nucleotides long. RefSeq names its product sodium:neurotransmitter symporter family protein. The coding region runs from base 1 to 1932 and encodes 643 amino acids. NCBI's taxonomy places the organism in Eukaryota, Fungi, Ascomycota, Sordariomycetes, Hypocreales, Nectriaceae. Gene Ontology annotation, biological process: sodium ion transmembrane transport. Gene Ontology annotation, cellular component: membrane. The record is from RefSeq and is a predicted model, not a curated record. The transcript is spliced from 4 exons.